CGAGAAACUUCCAAAGGACGAGAGAGGGAUGAUUUGUGUGGUAUUUUGAACUAAUCUGAUUCGAAUUUCGAAUCCGACGUACAUAUAUAACAUGGCGAUCAGAUCGAUGGUGGCUCUGCGCCUUGUAUUGGUGUUCGCCUUGAUACAGUCGGUUGUUGCGAGUUGGAGAAACACAGUCUCAACCCCCAGCACAGAAUCCGACAAAGAUGACCUAACAGCCCGCUACCCAGUCCAUAAAAUCAAAAUCCCCAUAGACCACUUCCGCUCCGACCCACGCUACGAACCCCACACGGAAGAAAAGUUCGAUGUUCGCUACUGGUUCGAUGCCAGCCAUUACAAGAAAGGCGGCCCGAUAAUCGUGUUACACGGCGGUGAGACAAACGGCGAGGGCCGCCUCCCAUUCCUGCAAAAGGGCAUUGUGAAAAUUCUCAGCGAGGCUACCAAUGGCCUUGGUGUCAUCCUUGAACACCGGUACUAUGGCGAGAGCUUCCCGACAGCGAACCUGUCGACGGAGAGUUUGCGUUUCUUGACCACCGAGCAGGCGUUGGCGGACUCGGCGUAUUUUGCGCAGAAUGUUGUGUUUGAGGGGUUUGAGGAUGUGGAUUUGACGGCGAAGGGGGGUAAUGCGCCGUGGAUUAUUUAUGGAGGGUCGUAUGCCGGGGCGCAGGUGGCAUUCCUUCGCGUAGAGUAUCCCGAUAUCUUCUGGGGCGCCAUCUCAUCCUCAGGCGUGCCAAAGGCCAUCUACGACUUCUGGGAAUACUUCGAGCCUGUCCGCAAAUACGGCCCGCCAGAAUGUAUCUCCACCACGCAAAAAUUCGUUGACAUGGUCGAUAAAAUCAUAAUCGGCCUCAACGACUCCGAAAAAACGAAGAGAUUGAAAUCCCUGUUCGGUCUGGGAGAACUGACCCAUCACGAUGACUUUGUAUAUUCCCUUGCGUGGGGCAUCAGCUAUUGGCAGUCAGUCAACUGGGACCCGGCCAUCUCGACGCGGAAAUUCGACUACUACUGCGGAAACCUCACGGCAGAUGAGUUGUUGUAUGACAACGGUGAUAAGAAGGAGGAGGCGAAGGAGCUCCUUACUGCUGGAGGUUAUGGGAAGGAAGCAGAUGCUUUGGCGAAUCGACUACUCAAUUUCGCCGGCUUCGUUUAUGUCGAUCAAGUGACUGGCUGUGAGAGGAGGGAGCAGACACUGGACGAAUGUCUAGGGCAACAUGAGCUGCCGUGGUUUAAGAAUGAUAGCCUUGCGCUAGCGGACUAUCGGUGCUGGCCAUAUCAGGUUUGCACAGAAUGGGGCUAUCUCCAAGUCGGAAGCACCGUCCCCAAAGACCAAAUGCCCGUGAUCUCGCGCCUAGUCGACCUCGAGUACGCCAGCAUAAUGUGUCGAAAAGCCUUUGACAUCCACAAGCCAUCGGAUAUUGACAGGGUCAACAAGUAUGGCGGGUUGGACAUUGAAUAUGAUCGGCUGGCUUUCGUCGAUGGAGAAGUCGACCCUUGGCGUCCAGCAGGACCUCAUGCGGAAGGGGCUAGACCACGAAAGAACACGAUCAACAAGCCGUUUAUUUUGAUAGAGGGGGCGGGUCACCAUUGGGAUGAGAAUGGCUUGUUUCCGAAUGAGACCACACCGGAUCUCCCGCCGAAACCCGUGGUAAAGGCACAGGCAGAGGAAGUUAAGUUUGUGAGGAGGUGGGUGAAGGACUGGAAAAAGAAAAAGAGCUGCGGCAAGUAUUAGGCAGCAGGCGACAGAUGACCUCCUGUGAGGGUAGAAGACAAGAGCGAUAUGGUUCAUGAGGAUACCUGAUGCUAUUUUGUUCAAAAUAGUCUGUAGAUAUUCGUGUCAAUUGAUAUGUCAAUGGUUCAUCUGAUAACCGCAAAUUGUCCACGCAGAGAGGUAGUUUUCUCGCGACAGAUAUUUCUGCCUGCGGUUAAUGAGAGGGUAACUACUACUACUAGUAUCUUCCGCGAUUACAUAGCAGGGAUUCUCAACCCUUGAAAUAGCAUGGAUGGAUCGCCUGUCAGUCUGUCAGAAGCGAUGUCAGAAGCGAUGUCAGACGCUAGCCACAGUGUUUGCGGGUCAGCUGGGCGUUGGUGUUGUCUUUGUUCCGUUGGUGGCUUCGAUGGACGGGAAUAGUUCUUCAAAUCCCCCCGU
Molecule: messenger RNA, 2146 nt
Organism: Blastomyces dermatitidis ER-3
Lineage: Eukaryota; Fungi; Ascomycota; Eurotiomycetes; Onygenales; Ajellomycetaceae
Product: extracelular serine carboxypeptidase
Exons: 6
Coding region: 92-1729 (545 amino acids)
Biological process (GO): proteolysis
Molecular function (GO): serine-type exopeptidase activity; dipeptidyl-peptidase activity
Source: RefSeq, a predicted model, not a curated record